This is a messenger RNA of Alosa alosa (allis shad), 1456 nucleotides long. It is a transcript of the gene rrp15, whose product is annotated as ribosomal RNA processing 15 homolog. The transcript is spliced from 5 exons. The record is from RefSeq and is a predicted model, not a curated record. Lineage: Eukaryota; Metazoa; Chordata; Actinopteri; Clupeiformes; Clupeidae. The coding region runs from base 40 to 918 and encodes 292 amino acids. Gene Ontology annotation, cellular component: preribosome, large subunit precursor. Gene Ontology annotation, biological process: maturation of 5.8S rRNA; maturation of LSU-rRNA.
UUGAGUGUCGGAACAUUUUAAAAGAUACUCCGAGCAAACAUGGCGACGUCCGUGGGGAAGCCACGCGUGAGUGUAGAGGAGUUGAAAGAUUCAAAAGAUGACGUGGAUGUGUUAGAAGAUGGUGGAAGUGAGGGGGCAGACACUGAUGAAGAGGAUGGUGGGAGUGAGGAGGGAUACUCUGACGAAGAGGGUGAUGAAGAUGGAUCAGGUGAGGAAGGGAGUGAGGCCGAUGAAGAGGACACUGGAGCGAGUGAUGACGAGGAGGCAGCGGAGGGAGGGAGUGAUGAAGAAGAGGGAGAAGAGGGAGGUGAAGAAGACCAGGCCGACAGCAACCCAAACGCUGGCUGGGCCGACGUCAUGGCCAAGAUCCUGCAGAAGGAUACGCCCAACAGCAAGCCUGUGAUCCUCCAGAAGAAUAAACAGCUGGAGAAAAUCAAAGAGAAGGCCAAAAAGGAGUUUCUGGAACGCAGGGAGCAGAUUGACAAGCGGAAAGCGUGGGAGAUGAUGAGUCGGGUGAAGCCGGACGUGGUCAAAGACCGGGAGAUGGAGAGGGGUCUACAGAGAACUGCCACCAGGGGUGUGGUGCAGCUGUUCAACGCUGUGCGGAAGCACCAGAAGGACGUAGAGGACAAGGUGAAGGAGGCCGGGGGCUCCGAGAGGAAGAAGGCCAAAAUCCUCGCCACCGUCUCCAAGAGGGACUUCAUCAACGUGCUGCGCGGCACAGAGGGUGCUGCUGAGCCUGCCAAGACAGUCAAAGAGGAGGCCAGUGAGGCGACAGGGGGGAAACCUGCGUGGAGUGUCCUGCGCGAUGACUACAUGAUGGGCGCCUCCAUGAAGGACUGGGACAAGGAGAGUGAAGAGGAACCUGGGCAGGGGCAGGGAGGAGAGGGGGAGGAUUACAACAGCGAGUCGGACUAAAGCCCCCCUCUCAGUGAAGCCCCUGUAUGCCUUUAUUGUUCAGUGGACACAGAGUAUGCUAGUUUUACAUUUGUGCAUCAAGCAAAUGUGACCGUUGUUACCGUUAAGUUGUGAGAAUUGAUCUGAAGAACAGAGGAUGCGGUCUGACCAUCUGAAGCGAUCUCAACAACCCGUGGAGAGGGAUCCUUUUUCUGUCAGUAUUCUGUAAAAGAGCCGGACUAUGCCGGAAAGCCUGAAGCCUGGUUGAUACAACACCAGGGUGUGUGUGUGUGGGGGGGAUGGGGUUAUCUCUUUAUUAUCAGCCCUGCCUGGUCAUCUAGACAUGUUUUGGGCCAUUUUGGUCUCUGACUGUUGUAAGAGGAUUAUUUCUAUUUUUUGGACAUAUUACCAAAGCAUAUGUUAAUUUCUGUGUAAAUAGUAACUUUUUACAGGCAACACUGUGGCAUGUCUUUUUUGUAUGCCUUGAUGUAUCAAUGCUAAACAUUUGAAUUGUUGUUUUGAAUUAAUAUUGACAUAAAUCAAACAAGAUAUUUUGAAC